This is a messenger RNA of Acanthosepion pharaonis, 786 nucleotides long. NCBI's taxonomy places the organism in Eukaryota, Metazoa, Mollusca, Cephalopoda, Sepiida, Sepiidae. The record is from the annotation of a GenBank genome assembly.
AUGGCGGUUGAGCGGUUAAAGGAAAACAUUCCCUCUGAACGACCAAUGAAAUCUGAUAUCCAUGCUCUUCUAUCUAUCUAUCUAUCUAUCUAUCUAUCUAUCUAUCUAUCUAUCUCUUUCUCACUAUCUAUCUAUUUAUCUAUCAUUGUCACACUAUCACUUUCUUUCUAUCUAUCUAGCUAUCUAUCAUUGUCACACUAUCACUUUCUUUCUAUCUAUCUAGCUAUCUAUCACUUUCUCACUAUCUAUCUAUCUAUCUAUCUAUCUAUCUAUCACUUUCUCAUUAUCUAUCUAUCUAUCUAUCUAUCUAUCUAUCUAUCUAUCUAUCUAUCUAUCUAUCUAUCUCUUUCUCACUAUCUAUCUAACUAUUUAUCUAUCUUUGUCCCACUAUCAAUUUCUAUCUAUCUAUCACUUUCUCACUAUCUAUCUAGCACUUACUCAUUAUCUAUCUAUCACUUUCUCACUAUCUAUCUAUCUAUCUAUCUAUCUAUCUAUCACUUUCUCAUUAUCUAUCUAUCUAUCUAUUUAUCUAUCUAUCUAUCUAUCUAUCACUUUCUCAUUAUCUAUCUAUCUAUCUAUCUAUCACUUUCUCACUAUCGAUCUAUCUAUCUAUCUGUCUAUUUAUUUAUUUAUCACUUUUCUCAUUAUCCUUCUAUCUUUAUCCUUCUAUAUUUAUCACUUUCUCAUUAUCCUUCUAUCUAUCUAUCUAUCUAUCUAUCUAUCUAUCUAUCUAUCUAUCCGGAAAAGAUUCAGCAAACUUUAAAGAUGUUAAUUUUGAACUGGUGA